GUGUUGUGUUACAUGUGAGCAUGGUGUUAUCGUGAAUGCUUAUUGACCUACCCAGGAUACGUGAGGCACGCGCAGCUUCCCGAGUCGAUCACACAUGAGUGUAGGGCGUGACAGGGUCUUGUAAGUAGUUGUGAACAUGGACAGAGUGAUUUGACAGCUGGAUAAUCAUGCUAGCUAAAGGACACAAGUCACUAUGGACCACUCAGGGGCACAUCACAUUGUUCAGGACUUGGUUACUCGCGAUGCUGCUGCCAGCGCCCACUGCACGUACUGCCUACCCGGGACAUGUGACAGGCCGCUGUGCUACGCGUUCCGUUCCAACCAUUACUCGACGACGAAAACAUGACCGUGACCCAGCCGUUCAGACGUACGACAACAAGCCAUCAAAGAAGAUACGACUCGUGUAUCUGUAUGGGUGAAUCACGCACUGCCGGUUAGCAGCGCAAGGAAACAUGGCGUAAC
Molecule: messenger RNA, 462 nt
Organism: Emericellopsis atlantica
Lineage: Eukaryota; Fungi; Ascomycota; Sordariomycetes; Hypocreales; Bionectriaceae
Exons: 1
Coding region: 168-419 (83 amino acids)
Source: RefSeq, a predicted model, not a curated record